This is a messenger RNA of Brachypodium distachyon (stiff brome), 2671 nucleotides long. RefSeq lists its product as uncharacterized. Lineage: Eukaryota; Viridiplantae; Streptophyta; Magnoliopsida; Poales; Poaceae. The transcript is spliced from 3 exons. The record is from RefSeq and is a predicted model, not a curated record. The coding region runs from base 95 to 2590 and encodes 831 amino acids.
AUGGUGCGCGCGGCUACAUAUUAUGUUUAAGCGAGCUUGAAUUGAGGCCAUGUCUUCCAUCGAUUAGUAGAAGUUAGUUGGAAUUUGAGGGCAAAUGGAGAUCGUCCCUGACAACACACCAGAUGAUGACAAGAGCCAAAACGAGAGGAGAUAUAUGAGAGAGGUCGCUGGACGCAUCCUGCUACUGUCGACGUUGGUGGCAACGGUGACGUACACUGCCGGGUUCAACCCCCCGGGGGGUGUCUGGCAGGACAACGCCGGUCACCUCCCCGGAGAUCCAAUCAUCAGGUCCACCCAGUACGUGCGGUACCAGGUGUUCUUCUACUGCAACGCCACAGCAUUCGCAUCGUCGCUCACAGUCUUCAUCCUCCUGCUACUCGGAGAGUUCGUCCGCCGCCUAAAAAAUCUCAACGGUCGUCCGGUAAAUAUCCUAGGGUAUUACAAGAUCAUUGUCAUCCCGCUAGUGCUGGUCAUGCUAGUAGGCCUGUUCAGCCUCAUCGGGGCCUACGCCGCCGGAACUUUCCGGGACACCUUCACAGCCGUCUACACUUGGUUGCUCGUGGCCGCCGUCUUCAUCUACAUCGCCAUUAACAGGGUGCGGCGGCCCUUGCCAGACUGCGACUAUCGUGACCUCCAAGUCCUAAAAGGUAUGCACCUCCGCAGUGUGCUGAUGUUGCUCGCGACCUUCGCGCUGAGCGUCACCUACGUGGGCGGGCUAAGCACUCCGGGGGGGUUCUGGGAUAGCACGGAGGGUGGCCACCGCCCAGGAGACACCAUUCUCAAGGGCGCACGCCUGACCGUGUUCUUCGUCUGCAACACCACGGCAUUCGUGGCGUCGCUACUCAUCGUCUUGGUCCUUGUCGUCACCAAGAUUCGCCGGACAAUGGCUACCUUUGGGGCCAGCGUCGUCAUGCUCUUUGGCCUCCUAGGCUCAUAUUUGGCUGGAAGUUCCCGGGGGACACACACAACCGUAUACUUGACGUGCCUGAUAGUUGCGAUUCUGGCAUUCCAGGUUGUUGUUGUCAGGAUUAUCAAAGUUUAUAUGAGGCGCUGGCCAUGGAAUCCUGUCCUCCACACUCAAGAUGCUAGGUAUGAAGAGGAUGGCAGGGAGGAGCGGGCUUCUUCAAAUUUUGUUCAGCUCCUCUCCACCCUCGCGUUGACCAUCACUUACCAGGCGGGGUUGGAUCCGCCCGGUGGCCUUUGGCAGGACAACGGAGACGGCCACAAAGCCGGCGACCCGAUACUCCGAACGACCAACAAUAGGCGGUAUAACGCUUUCUUCUACUGCAACUCCGUAGCCUUCGCAGCCUCCCUGGUUUGUAUCAUCCUUGUCCAAAUAAGGCCUCUGCUCAAGCACCGCGCGUUGGAGCAGGCCAUGAUACUGGAUCUGCUUGGCCUUGUGGGUGCAUAUGCCAUCGGGAGCUGCCGGGAUGAAACAUCCACCGUUUACGCCAUGGGUAUCGGCGGUGCCGCUCUGGUCUAUGUGGUCAUCCAUGUUGUCCUGCUGGACAAGGCCAACGAUCACCACUGCAGAAAGGAGGAGGAUGCCCGUCUGUUGGACAGGAUGGGCUAUGGUUUGUUCAUCUUCGCGAUUUUGGUCGCCACCAUCACAUACCAAGCCGGGUUGACCCCUCCGGGCGGCUUCCUGCUCAAGGACGAUGAGUCCGGGCACCAUGCGGGCGAUCCGGUUCUUUUGUACAAUUAUCCACGCCGCUACAGAGUCUUCUUCUACUGCAACUCGGCAUCCUUUAUGACAUCCAUUGCCCUCAUCAUACUGCUUGUCAACCACAACAUAUACCGUCCUGCCAUUCGAACUCAUGCGCUGUCUGUCUGCACCGCGGUGACCUUCUUUUGUCUCCUUUCCGCCUUUGCUGCCGGGACAACCCAGCAUUUGAAAACAUCCAUCUACAUCUUGGUUUUGCUGGCCUUGGUCGUAGUUGUUGCAGUCAUACUGCUCCUAGCAUUUUUCCUGAGGUCACUAAUGUAUCGCGUGCCAGCACUACAAAUUGCACUGGCGAGGUUGGCAGACGAUGCAACACCGGCACCGGCACCAGCACUAGAAAUGGCACCUUAUGAGGAAGCACAGGACGAAAGGAAAAUGCAAGCAAAACGUCUGUACCACAUGACGCUCGGGAUCCUUGUGGCGAGUGUCACCUACCAGGCCGGUCUGGAUCCUCCGGGCGGAUCAUGGCAGCGUAGCACUGACGGACAUGACGCUGGCGAUCCGGUAAUGCAUGACAACAGGAGGCAACGUUACCUCACCUUCUUCUACAGCAACUCCAUCUCCUUCCUGUCGUCGGUUUUUCUCAUGGUACUCCUGUUGCUAACAUGGAUGACCAAAAUACCGAUCAAAUCAUGGUACUCCAUGGUGAUGCAGACGAUGAUAGUGAUGAAUUUUCUUGGACUUCUAGGGGCCUAUGCAGCUGGUUCCGGCAGGGAGGGGAAGACGGCUGUGUAUGUUGUUGCAAUAGUUUUAUCCGUGCUGGUUUAUUUUACGAUCCAUGUAAUUGUAUCACUCCUUCGGCGAAAGGGACCUGGGGAUGUAUCCAUGCCCACAGAUAUGGCAGCGCAAGAACAGAAGCCUAGCUAGGAGCCUAGGACGCACCGGUACACUUCUGGGACCGUGUUCUGCUAAUCUUUGUUGUGCCUAAUAAAGUGGCUUGUAUCCCUA